AUGACCUCAGGCUCACAAAGACUUCGUGUUCUUCUAACUAAUGACGACGGCCCUCCAGGCAAGGACUCACCUUACAUCUUCGGCCUCGCACGUCAUCUCGUGGAAGACCUAGACUGGGAUGUAAAGGUUGUCGUUCCUUCUACUCAGAAAUCUUGGAUCGGCAAGGCAUACCAUAUCAAAGAAAUCACCAAGGGCUUCUACUAUUAUCCACGCCUUCCAGAUGGAAUUGGAGAAACUUCGAGCACCUCUCGUCCAUUGAAGAGGGAGCUGGGGGAGUUUGCUGAAUGGAUUCUACUAGAUGGAACUCCUGCUACUUGUGCCAAUAUUGCUUUGAACAACCUCUUCAAGGACUCCAUUGAUUUGGUGAUUUCUGGACCUAACCUAGGGCGUAACUCGUCAUCUGCCUUCGCUCUUUCGUCUGGUACCAUCGGAGCAGCACUCUCAGCCUCUUUAUCACGCUGUCGGGCCAUUGCUCUGUCGUACGGUACAGUGCAAAAUCCAGUUCCGCCUCAGCUUUUCGACCCGGCACAUAAACUUGCCAUUAAGAUUAUCCAGUCUCUUCUCAGAAACUGGGGUAAAGACAAGGAUGGGCUACGCAACGGGCAGGUUGACCUCUACAACGUAAAUAUCCCGAUGGUAAACGACCUGCUGAACGGGGAAGGGUUGCCCGUCCUGUGGACCAAAAUCUGGCGAAACGCGUAUGGAAGGUUGUUCAAGCCGUUCACGCUAGAGCCGACGGGCACCGAGGCGGUGCCAGCAGGAGGUCCGGAUGCUCAGCUUUCUUCCUCGAAUAAGGGAGAUCCAGCAGACCGUUACCGGUCCGAGGCUCCUCAAACAGACGCAUUUCCCCAAGCCAAAUCAUUGUCUUCUAAACGCACUCCAGGAGAAAUCAGUCACGCACCGGAGCUCGUAUUCAAGUUCGCACCGGACAUGAGUGGUCUCAUCGGUCCUCGCAUCGCCGCGCCGGUGGGCUCCGACGCUUGGGCUCUCGAGCGAGGCUAUGCCAGCGUCACACCCUUACGUGCCAGUUUCGCUGAGCCACCUCUCGCCGAUUCAGAAGGGGAAGCACCAGCAGAAUCCGUUGAAUUCAACCCGCCGGACGGCGAAGGUCCUAAACUAUUCAAGCUGAGGUUGUAAUCCCGUUCAUGCACACAGAGAAACAAUCCAAAUAGAUCUAGACACGCGCUUGAAUAUACAUCCCCGUCGCCGGAAAUCCCCAACAUGAACAAGUUGUUAGAUUAUUGUACAAUAUU
Messenger RNA from Fomitiporia mediterranea MF3/22, 1253 nucleotides. Its product is annotated as sure-like protein. The transcript is spliced from 7 exons. Lineage: Eukaryota; Fungi; Basidiomycota; Agaricomycetes; Hymenochaetales; Hymenochaetaceae. The record is from RefSeq and is a predicted model, not a curated record. Bases 1 to 1137 code for a protein of 378 amino acids. Gene Ontology annotation, cellular component: P-body. Gene Ontology annotation, molecular function: hydrolase activity.